UUCCUGUUACUUGUAAGGAAUCAAUCCACUCACAUCGUGUUCCUGUGAGGCCAUUAAGAGCUUCUGCGCUAUGUCCGAUAUGAACAGAGAUGCCCCUCUACCUCCCGGUUGGUCUCGUGGAUAUUCUACCUCUCAGAAACGAACUUUUUAUUUUCACCAGGAAACCAAACACACACAAUGGCACUUUCCAACGGCAUCAGAAGCCAAAGAUCCACUCAAAGGCAAGCAACGCGCCGAAUUGAACAAGGAUCGCGAGAAAAAGCGACAGCAUGAGGAUUCGUCUGGAGCCGACAAGCGUCCUCGAGGAUCACCUGGAGAAUACAUGAGGAAGACCGUCGAUACUUCCGUGGACGACAUAUUGGAACUGGCCGAUUCCACCUCGGUUGCCGUGAUUGUUCCCUACCGGGAUAUUCAUUCUGCACAGCAACGUGCUGCUCAUUUAGCCAAAUUCGUUCCGCAUAUGCAACGGUUCUUUAAUAGACUCUUAAAAUCUGGAAAAGUUUCUGACUAUCACUUCUACAUCAUCGAGCAGUCGGAUGAUGGACGCAAAUUCAAUCGCGGCAAGCUCCUCAAUAUCGGGUUUGAUUUGGCCCGCAAAUCAAAACGCAGUCACGAUGUCUUUAUUUUUCAUGACGUGGAUCUGCUUCCUCAAGAUGAUCUCGGAUCCUGGUAUGCGAAGUUUCCUAAAUCCCCGAUACAUAUCGCCAGAGUCUGGGGUCGGUAUUCUAACAAUCCGAAGUACUUCGGAGGCGUUGUGUCGUUUUCCUCGUCAGACUAUAAGCGCAUUAAUGGCUAUCCAAAUACAUUCUGGGGUUGGGGAGGCGAAGACGACGAAAUGCAGAAACGGCUGGAGAGGUUAGGGAUCCGAUUUGAAUCGCCUCCGAAAGGAACCCUGGUUGAUUUAGAAAACAUGACCCUGCCCGAAAAGCUAAAUUUUCUCCGUGCAAAUCGCGAAUGGAAAUGUAUGGUCAAGUGGGAAGCUCUGGAAGAGCACGAAAAGACAUGGAAGAUAAAUGGGAUGGCUGAUUUAAAGUAUAAAGUUUUGGAGCAAACGUCUUUGGAUGAAACGGGAAGGGCAACUAAAGCAACAGUCGAUGUUCAGCUCAAUGGAGAUCACUGGGCGAACGAAAAAAGUGCAAUAGAUUUUCAAGGAUAACAGGAGAAGAGGACAAUGUAUGAAUGUUGGCUGCCCGAAGUAUACUUUUCGGCUUUUGACCUAACGACCGCAUCAAAGCCAAGGUCGCAGGUCGGUGAUACUAAUCGUCCUGGAGAUUCAAGUAUUGUUGAUG
Molecule: messenger RNA, 1289 nt
Organism: Phaeodactylum tricornutum CCAP 1055/1
Lineage: Eukaryota; Bacillariophyta; Bacillariophyceae; Surirellales; Neidiaceae
Product: galactosyl transferase
Exons: 1
Coding region: 71-1156 (361 amino acids)
Biological process (GO): carbohydrate metabolic process
Molecular function (GO): glycosyltransferase activity; protein binding
Source: RefSeq, a predicted model, not a curated record